Molecule: messenger RNA, 1092 nt
Organism: Lodderomyces jiufengensis
Lineage: Eukaryota; Fungi; Ascomycota; Pichiomycetes; Serinales; Debaryomycetaceae
Exons: 1
Coding region: 1-1092 (363 amino acids)
Source: RefSeq, a predicted model, not a curated record
AUGUCAUCAAAUAUAACUGAUUCAAAUGCAACUUAUGCACCAAUUAUUUCUUUCAUCGAUUUAUAUUUAGAAGAUAAUCAAAUUGAAAAAACUCCCUCAGAAUCAAAUUGCAACACUAUUUUAAGUGAUACAUCAUUACCUACACCAAUUUCACCUCAAGAAACCAAUGAAAACUUUAAUCAUGAAAGAGUAGAAAAAACUGACAAACACGAAGAAGGAAUUAUGGAAGAAGAAAGUAAAGAAGAAAUUAGAGAAGAAGUUAGAGAAGAAAUUGGAGAAGAAAUUAAAGAAGAAAUUAAAGAAGAAAGUAAAGAAGAUAAAAGUAAAGAAGAUGAAAGUAAAGAAGAUGAAGAAUCUUUUGAAAAAUAUGCUCAAGCAACUAUUGGUAGAAACUUUGACUUAAGUCAAAUAAAUUUCUGCAAUGAUGAAGAAGAUCAUUCAAGAAAAGUAGAAGAAAAACAUUUAGAAGAAGGUAAACAAGAUUACGAGGAUACAACAUCUAGUGAAAAAUUAAAGCGUCCAUUUUCAGAAAGAUGUAAAAAAUUUUGUAAGAAACAUUUACCAUUUUUAUUAUCAAAAGAAACAGAUGAACCAGAAGAUAUUUUAAAAGUUCUUUUCAAAACUCAUCAUAAUAUUUCUAUGCCAGGUUAUGAAGAUUUGGAUAACAAAAACAAACGUACUUUUGAUUUAAACAAAAAAGAUUUCAAAAAAAUGAAUAAAAUUUUAAACAAUAUAUAUUCCCCAACUGCUGAUGAAUCAAAUAAAACUCCAAAUAAAAUUGCAAAUAAAACUUCAAUAACCAACAAAGUCAAAAAUAUCUUUAAGAAAUCAAAAGUUAAAAAAAGUGGUAAAAAAUCAAAAUCGAAAUCGAAAUCUAACACACCACCUCCAAAAUCAAUUUUAAAGAAUGCACAAAAUGUUAAUUAUUCAGUAGAAAAAAAAAAUUGUAAAGAAGCAGAUAAUAUCCCUUAUGCUCAAUUUUGGAAUAAAUUAAAUAAGGAUGAAGCUAUUAAUAAGAAGAGAGAAGAUGAUGAUUAUUAUUUUACCCCAAGACUUGAACAAGUAAGAAGUUAUUACCACUCAAUCAAUUGA